Austrofundulus limnaeus is the source of this 3301-nucleotide messenger RNA. It is a transcript of the gene best1, whose product is annotated as bestrophin 1. The record is from RefSeq and is a predicted model, not a curated record. The coding region runs from base 492 to 2666 and encodes 724 amino acids. The transcript is spliced from 10 exons. Gene Ontology annotation, molecular function: chloride channel activity. NCBI's taxonomy places the organism in Eukaryota, Metazoa, Chordata, Actinopteri, Cyprinodontiformes, Rivulidae.
AAAAUACGUGAAAUUUGCUGCAGUUCAGAGGUUCAGAGGUUGUUUGUUGGAUACAGUAAAAUGUCUUUGGACAUGUGUGAAAGUCACUCCUGAGCCCUCAGCAUUCACACCUUCAACCUGCCCRUUUGUGGCAGCUCUCUGCAGGGCUGGGAUUUGCUCAGAUUAUCAGGACCUGGACUCACAAUGCAGCUUUGUUGUACAAAACAGAUUAUCACAUCAAGUGACCGGAGGUGUAAGAGACCCACUUUCUCUGUGUUUGGUUCCUAUUGAUCUGUCCCCAGAAAGUUUUUUUCCCCGCGUCACACACAUCUCGAACACCAGAUCUGAAAGUCAAGGAUUCUUAUUUUCUGUGAACUGUGACCAGGUUGGCUUUAUGAGUUCCAGGCCAGUCGCUGAAAUUCAGCACAGAGGAAACCCGAAAGACAGAAACACGCUGGUUUGCUUCAUGCUAGGCCACAAACAGCCUGCAGGUCGGCCAAGAAGAAGCUGCGAUGACAGUGACGUACUCCCGCAGAGUGGCUGACGCAGGUUUGGGGACCUUCUUUCACCUUCUUCUGCGAUGGAAGGGCAGCAUCUACAAACUGCUCUACAGAGAGCUCAUCAUCUUCACUCUGCUCUACUACUUCCUCAGUGCUGUCUAUAGACUUGUAUUAAACAGUGACCAAAAAAGGUUAUUUGAGAAGCUGUCGAUAUAUUGCGACCGCUACGCAGAGCUGAUUCCUGUCUCGUUUGUGCUAGGUUUUUAUGUGACCCUGGUUGUGUCUCGUUGGUGGGGCCAGUUUGAGAACAUACCCUGGCCGGACCGUUUGGCGGCAUUGGUAGCAGGUCACGUUCGUGGAACAGACGAGGCUGCAAGGCUGACCAGAAGGACUCUGAUGCGCUAUGUCAACCUCUCUGGUGUGCUCAUCUACCGCUCUGUGAGCACAGCCGUCUACAAGAGGUUUCCUACCAUGGAGCACCUGGUUCAGGCAGGUUUGAUGACCUCAGAGGAGCUAAGGCAUCUGGAGGAUCUUCCCUCCUCUCAUAAUAAAUUCUGGGUGCCCUGCAUGUGGUUUGUCAACCUGGCUCUGAGAGCUCGAUCUGAAGGUCGCAUCAACAACGACGUGGCACUCACAGCCAUUCUUACUGAGUUGAACAGUCUACGAGCAAAGUGUAUGAAACUAUACGGUUAUGACUGGAUCAGCCUGCCGCUCGUCUAUACUCAGGUGAUAACAGUUGCGGUCUACAGCUUCUUCCUGGCUUGUCUGAUUGGUCGUCAGUUCUUGGAUCCAGCUCAGGGGUAUCCUGGUCAUGAUGUUGAUUUCUACCUGCCAGUUUUCACACUGCUGCAGUUCUUCUUCUAUGUUGGUUGGCUAAAGGUGGCUGAGCAACUUAUAAACCCUUUUGGUGAGGAUGACGACGACUUUGAAACCAAUUGGCUUGUUGAUCGCAACUUGCAGGUGUCUUUGCUGUCUGUGGAUGAAAUGUAUGACAGCCUGCCACUGGUUGAGAAGGACAUGUACUGGAAUGAGUCGGAACCAGAGCCUCCCUACACUCCUGCCAGCGCUGAACACCGUAAACCAUCCUUCAUGGGCUCAGCACUUGAUAUCAGCAUUCCCAAAGAGGAGAUGGAGUUCCAGUCCAAUCUGGAGCAGAUCAAAGAACACGAAGAAGCCAACUAUUCCACCCCACUGCUUGGAGGGUUGGGUCGUCUCUUAGGUGUCCAAUCCCCUCACUUUUCUCGCUCGUCCAGGGUCUCUUUGCUGCGGCGGCGCCCUGGAGCCCCAUUAAGCCGCUUUCCUCUUUACUUGCAUUCAGAAGCACCACCAACUCAAAGUCAAACUCGCCAGCCUUUGAGUCAGGAGCAAGAUCCAGACUAUGCYUUCUCUACAAUGCCCUUGUAUGAGAGGCCAGGAUUUUACAGUUGCCCACAAACGCCCAUUCACAGCAUGCCCCCUGCGCUACCUCGCCCUCGAAACCCCCGGCGAACCCAGUGGGAUUGGGAUCGCAGCUGCAGCUCCAUGGCCCCUCAAAUGGUGGGCUCUCAGUUGUUGCCCCCUGAUACACCGAACAACCUUCCACCUCCACCAUCUUCCGCAUUACCCUGGGUGAGUGGGAAUGGCGAGACGCAGAGUGGGCCAGCAUUCUCCUUCCCCGACCCUCCGCCACAACUCUGUCCAAUAUCCAAACUCAGACCAGGACACGGCCUCCUGUCUCGGCGCCCUCCUCACCCCCACCUAACUUUGGAAGCCACCCCUUCAGCUGACAGUCAGCCCGGACCCCUGAGUGCUCAGGCUAACGGAAGCGGAGGUGAAAGAGUGUUCUCAUUUACUUCCCCCUCUCACACGGUGGUACCAAACCUCAGUAAUCCCAACAGCAGCUCCAGCAGCAUUAAUGCAACAAGCACCAACAGUGCUUGCACAACAGGAAGUCUCUGUAAUGGAAUAAACCACAGUAAUUUCAGUAACCAUGGGAACUUUAGCUCAAAUACAAGAUCGAGCAAUGGGGGAACAAAUGGUGGGCUGAGCASCAACACAAACACAAUUUCCACUACGUCACAGAUGCAGCAAGAAACCAAUCAGGAGAAUUCAUCCAAUGAUUCAGGGAUCUCAAUGGUUGAAGGGAACCUGCUGGAUGUUCUGGUGGAUGGUGGGGUGAAGAACUCUGCAGAAAGACAGCAGGACUGAGAAAAAAGGGUCUGACUGUAGAAGAUGUAUUUGAAGAGGGUCCGUCCAGCUUCUGCUUGUGGCCCGUUGGCUUGAAAAAUUACAUUUAAAGACUUGAAUUUGACACUUUGAGAUAUGUAUUCAUCUUUUCUUUCUUUUGGAGCAAGAAGUGACAAUUUUUGGACAAAAAAGUAGAUCUAGAGUACCUUUUUUAACUUGUCUGCAGAAAAACUAAUUUCAGAUUUAAUAUCUAGUUAUGAAAUUAUUUUUCAAAUAGUCACCUGUAAACUAAUCAGUGACAUAAUUAUAUAAAAUAACUCACAAAUGACACGUGAUUUUGCAAUAUCUUCACCCAGAUAAUCUGUUGGAACAAGUCUUUCCACCUGGAAUUAAACGUCAAUAAUUUCAACUUUUCCGUUAAUCUUUUUCAGGAUGAACUCUCACUGAACUGACCUACUUCUUGAGCAAAAUCCACUCCAUGAGCUUUAAUUGGCAUUAUAUGAAAAGAUUUUAAGUUUCCUCUUAAAGUGAAUGACAAGAAAACAAACCGGAUCUCACUCUUCAUUUUUAAAUUUGUGCAUUAUUGAAUUAAUAUUAAAUGGCACAUUGUGCAUCAUUUGUCAUUGCUUUUCUAAUAAAACACUGAAAAACAUGUG